AUGUUCUAUUCGAACGACAGUCAAGACAGCGAUGAAUCUGAAGGACAGUUCGACGUGGCGCUAUCAGAUGCGGUUGUCUGGCAUCCAGAAGAUAGCGUACGGGCAGGUGUUGCGGGUUUUAAACGUGACGGUGGUCGACCGUACAGUAGCUGUGUUGCGUUGAGUUGUGAGAGUACAAUCUCAACACACGCAUACAACUGCUCAUAA
This is a messenger RNA of Anisakis simplex (herring worm), 207 nucleotides long. The record is from the annotation of a GenBank genome assembly. Lineage: Eukaryota; Metazoa; Nematoda; Chromadorea; Rhabditida; Anisakidae.